This is a messenger RNA of Suricata suricatta (meerkat), 3128 nucleotides long. It is a transcript of the gene AASS, whose product is annotated as aminoadipate-semialdehyde synthase. Gene Ontology annotation, cellular component: cytoplasm. Gene Ontology annotation, molecular function: saccharopine dehydrogenase activity. The coding region runs from base 89 to 2869 and encodes 926 amino acids. The record is from RefSeq and is a predicted model, not a curated record. The transcript has 24 exons. Lineage: Eukaryota; Metazoa; Chordata; Mammalia; Carnivora; Herpestidae.
GUUCGGAGCCUACCCAGUCCGGAGCUCGGAGCUCGGAGGCGGCGGGACCGGUCGGCCCACCACAGAGGACAAGUCAGCAGGUUUCAAGAUGCUACAAGUACAAAGGACCAAACUGGGUCCGCUGGGGCUCAGCUUGUCCCGGGGGCUUCACCACAAAGCCGUGAUGGCGCUGAGGCGGGAGGAUGUCAACGCCUGGGAGCGCAGGGCCCCCCUGGCUCCCCGGCACAUCAAAGGGAUCACCAACCUGGGGUACAAAGUCUUAAUACAGCCUUCCAAUCGGCGGGCCAUUCAUGACAAGGAAUAUGUUAAAGCUGGUGGCAUUCUUCAGGAGGAUAUUUCUGAAGCCUGUCUAAUCUUGGGAGUUAAAAGACCCCCGGAGGAAAAACUAAUGUCUAAGAAGACUUACGCAUUCUUCUCCCACACAAUAAAGGCUCAGGAGGCCAAUAUGGGCUUGUUGGAUGAGAUUCUAAGAAAGGAAAUCCGACUUAUUGAUUAUGAGAAAAUGGUGGAUCAUAGAGGAGUACGGGUAGUGGCCUUUGGGCAGUGGGCAGGCGUAGCAGGGAUGAUCAACAUUUUACAUGGAAUGGGGUUAAGGCUCCUUGCUUUGGGACAUCACACACCUUUUAUGCACAUUGGCAUGGCUCAUAACUACAGGAACAGCAGUCAGGCUGUGCAAGCCGUCCGCGAUGCUGGCUAUGAAAUAUCUCUGGGUUUGAUGCCAAAAUCGAUAGGGCCCUUGACAUUUGUGUUCACAGGGACUGGUAAUGUAUCUAAGGGAGCCCAAGAAAUCUUCAAUGAGUUACCCUGUGAAUACGUGGAGCCACAUGAAUUAAAAGAAGUUUCCCAAAAUGGAGACCUGAGAAAAGUCUAUGGGACGGUGUUAAGUCGCCAUCAUCAUCUUGUCAGGAAAACAGAUGGUGUGUACGAUCCUGUAGAGUAUGACAAAUAUCCUGAGCGCUACAUAAGUCGUUUUAAUACUGAUAUUGCACCCUAUACAACUUGUUUAAUUAAUGGAAUCUAUUGGGAACAAAACACCCCUCGAUUACUAACUCGCCAAGAUGUCCAGAGCCUCUUGGUUCCGGGCAAGUCCUCGGUUGCCGGUGUGGAAGGCUGCCCUGCAUUACCACACAAGCUUGUGGCAAUAUGUGACAUUUCAGCUGACACAGGAGGGUCUAUAGAGUUUAUGACUGAAUGUACGACAAUAGAGCAUCCCUUCUGCAUGUAUGAUGCAGACCAGCAUAUCAUCCAUGACAGUGUGGAAGGCUCUGGGAUUCUGAUGUGUUCCAUUGACAAUCUGCCAGCACAGCUUCCAAUUGAAGCUACAGAGUACUUUGGAGACAUGCUCUACCCGUAUGUUGAAGAAAUGAUAUUAUCAGAUGCAACACAGCCUCUUGAAAGUCAGAAUUUUUCUCCUGUGGUGCGGGACGCAGUGAUUACAUCCAACGGUACAUUGCCUGAUAAGUAUAAAUAUAUCCAGAAACUCCGAGAGAGCAGGGAACUUGCUCAAUCACUUUCAAUGGGCACCAAGAAAAAAGUCUUGGUUCUCGGAUCUGGUUAUGUAUCUGAGCCUGUACUGGAAUAUCUGUUAAGAGAUGACAGUAUCCAAAUAACAGUAGGCUCUGAUAUGAAGAACCAAACUGAACAGUUAGGCAAGAAAUAUAAUAUUAAUCCUGUGAGCAUGGACAUUAGUAAACAAGAAGAGAAGUUGAGUUCCUUAGUGGCAAAACAGGACCUUGUCAUCAGCUUGUUGCCUUAUGCAUUGCAUCCUCUUGUGGCCAAGGCAUGCAUCAAGAGCAAGGUUAACAUGAUCACUGCAAGCUACAUCACACCGGAACUGAAAGAAUUAGAAAAGAGUGUGGGAGACGCUGGCAUCACCGUUAUUGGCGAACUGGGACUGGACCCUGGUCUUGAUCAUAUGCUGGCAAUGGAAACCAUAGAUAAGGCCAAGGAAGUGGGGGCCACGAUUGAAUCUUACACUUCCUACUGUGGCGGGCUUCCAGCGCCGGAACACUCGGACAACCCUCUGAGAUACAGAUUCAGCUGGAGUCCAGUGGGAGUUUUGAUGAACAUAAUGCAGCCUGCCACCUACCUGCUCAACGGAAAGGUUGUGAAUGUCGCAGGGGGCACCUCCUUUCUUGAUGCUGUGACCCCCAUGGAUUAUUUCCCCGGAUUAAAUUUGGAAGGCUAUCCUAACAGAGACAGCACAAAAUAUGCGGAGAUUUACGGCAUCCCGUCUGCUCACACCCUGCUGCGGGGGACCCUGAGGUACAAGGGAUAUGCCAAAGCUUUGAAUGGAUUUGUAAAACUGGGUCUCAUAAACAGAGAUCCAUUUCCUGCCCUUCGACCUGAGGCCAACCCUGUCACCUGGAAAGAACUCCUCUGUGAACUAGUUGGGAUCUCACCAUCCUCCACGCAUGAUGUGCUUAAGGAAGCCGUCUUUAAGAAAUUAGGAAGAGACCAGACCCAGCUGGAGGCUGCUGAACGGUUGGGCUUACUUGGGGAUGAACAAGUCCCUCAAGCAGAGUCUGUGGUGGAUGCACUCUCCAAGCAUUUGGCCAGGAAACUCUCCUAUGGCCCUGGAGAGAAAGAUAUGAUUGUGAUGAGAGACAGUUUUGGAAUCAGACAUCCUUCUGGACAUUUAGAAAAUAAAACUAUUGACCUUGUGGUUUAUGGGGACAUCAAUGGCUUUUCAGCCAUGGCUAAAACUGUGGGGUUACCCACUGCCAUGGCAGCCAAGAUGUUGCUUGAUGGUGAAAUUAAAGCUAAAGGCCUGAUGGGGCCCUUUUCAAAGGAGAUCUAUGGACCGAUAUUGGAGGGAAUUCAAGCAGAAGGCAUUAUAUACUCAGCACAGAGCACAAUCACACUGUAACUGAGAAUUAUAUCUCGUUAUCUUCCCACAUAGCAUCAUUUUGAACAUUUGUGCAACAAACGUGUUUGCUAAUAUGCUACUUUGAAAUAUAAAGCAUGAUAUUUUUUUGAGUCAGCCAAUAUAAAUGACAUUUUUAAAAUAUAAGUCUCUGAUAUGAAAACAUUUGGAACAGGAGAUGCCAGUAAUUACCAGAGAAGUUUAUAAUUCUACAUGUAUUUUUUCAUGUGUACGUAAAAGUGAUGAUUGUGUUUUAUGUUAA